AUAUUACCAAAAGCCUCCAACGCAGCUUAACUUCUCUCUCUUUCAAAGUGAUUUCCAACUGCACAAGCAAAGGAUCACCACCGCCAAUCUUCUUCACCCACUUCCUGCUGCAACCCUCACACUAACAUCAACAUGGCUGAGCUCAAAAAAAUGGUGGUCACCACCACCAUCUUCAUCGUCACGGUCCUAAUAAUGCCACUGAACUCGGCCACCCUCCACGUCCCGACGUGCCGAUCCUACUGCGGCAACAUCACCGUCGACUACCCCUUCGCCCUCCAGCACGGCUGCGGCCACCCGGGAUUCCGCGACCUCCUCUUCUGCAUCAACGACGUCCUCAUGUUCCACAUCUCCUCGGGGUCCUACCGUGUCCUCGACAUCGACUACGCCUACCGUUCCCUCACCCUCCACGACCCCCACCUCUCCACCUGCAACUCCAUCGUCCUCGGCCGCCGCGGCAACGGCUUCUCCGUCGAGCCCUGGCGCAGCCCCUACAUCUCCGCCUCCCCCAACAACGUGUUCAUGCUCCUGGGCUGCUCUGCUGUCUCCCCACUCUUCCAGCUUCUCUUCUUUCAGGGCUUUGCUGACCGCCACUUGCCAUGCCGGAACGUCUCGGGGAUGGGCUGCGAGGAGUACUACGACUGCCCAGCAUGGGACUGGAUCGGCCGGAGCAAGAUCGGGUCGAAGUUCGGGUCGGGCCCUCCGGAGUGCUGCGCGGUGUCGUUUGAAGCAAUCAAGACCAUCAACCUGACCAAGCUCCAGUGUGAAGGCUAUAGCAGCGCAUACACUCUCGCCCCGUUGAGGGUUGACGGCCCGCACGAGUGGUCGUAUGGCAUACGCGUGACGUACUCGGUGCAAGGAGGGGACGAGUUCUGCAGGGCGUGCGAGGCCACCGGCGGCACGUGCGGGUACAGCGACGUAGAUGAUCAUAAGGAUGACGGGGUCAAGCAAUUGUGCAUGUGUGGGGGCUCCAAUUCCACCUCCAAUUGCGAGUCAGGUGGGUCGCCAUCAAGUAGAGGACCAUGGUCUGCAUUGAACAUCUUAGCAGGUUUCAUGGUAUGUGCAUUAGCCUGGAUAACAUCCCACAAGAACUAAAGAUCGAUACUCACCCGCAGAAUGUAAAGGAUACAUGAGGAUUCUUGGCGGUCCUCCUUGCUUGGAAGAGAGAUUUUUUGUUUGCCUUUUUUGUUUUGUUUUGUUUUGGCUUGAAAGAGAGGUCGUUACGUGUGUAUAAGGAUUUAUUACAUCAUCAUAGAACUUCACGACAUACGAAUCAAACGCGACCGGUCUCCAUCAAUUA
Molecule: messenger RNA, 1297 nt
Organism: Eucalyptus grandis
Lineage: Eukaryota; Viridiplantae; Streptophyta; Magnoliopsida; Myrtales; Myrtaceae
Exons: 4
Coding region: 133-1092 (319 amino acids)
Molecular function (GO): polysaccharide binding
Source: RefSeq, a predicted model, not a curated record